GGUAGUUUAGAGGUAUAAUACUUGCUUUGGGAUUUUUUCGCAAGUUUACGCGCGACUCCUUCUGCAAGAGGUCCAGGGUUCGAUUCCCUGCCAGGCCCUCUUUUUCCUGUUUUUGCACGUACGAUGACGCGUGUCUUCCUCUCCCUCCACGUCUUUGUUACUUCCCUUCCCUUCCUUGUCGUCGACCUCGACAGUGCUGGACCAAGUCAAGACCACCAUGGCGUCCACUCAAAGCAAGGGUAAAGGGAAGAGCAAAGAGGUCGCCAAGCCUCUUCCGCUCGGCCUGCAGCCAUACCAUGUCUUCUAUCUCGCUGGCCUUUCGGUGCUCGUCGUUGUCGGAACGGCGUAUUCGGUCCUCUACUCUACCCACGUCUACAAUGUCAGCCUGAGCGCGUCUGUGACGCAGCACCCGCUCCGAUCGGCGCUCGACUCGAAUCCGUUGAGCCAGGCGCCCCUCGCAGAAUCUGCCAGGCUGCCGGCGACAAUAUUUGCCGAUCGGAGGAACUGGAUCAAUCGGAUCUUUAUCAAGAGGGCCUGGGGUUGGACGGGACUGGCGUUUGCAGCACAAGCGCUCACGCUCCGAGCUGCUCCUUCGUCUCCUACUUCCCCAUCCUCUGCAAAGGGAAAGGAGAAGGAGAGGCAAAGCAGUAGCAGUAAUAGUGGCAACAACGAAGAGGCAAUGGCGAGGGCCGAAGCCACCAUCUAUAGCCCGUUGUCAAGGUCCACCUUCCGCUUCCUUGUUGCAACGCUUCUAUGGGGGUUCUUUGCGGCUUGGUUUUUCGGCCCGCCUCUGAUGACGAGGGUACUGCAGUGGAGUGGUGCCGUAUGCUACCCCAUGCUUCCACCCACGGCCUCUUCGUCACUUGCCGAUGAUGGCUUCCUCAUCAAGGGCAGCGUGCACCCCAUGUUCUGCUAUUCGCGCCUCCCACUCACGCCGCAAUCGAGCCCAGAGCUGUUCCAAAGUGGACAUGCCGCGCUGACCAGCGCAUCCUCUGACGGCUCCCUCAAAGCUCGCUUCCAUGGCGGUCAUGACAUCUCGGGCCACACCUACAUCCUCGUUCUCUCUGCUCUCUACCUACUCGAAGAUCUGACGCCCUUCCUGCCCCACCUGGUCCCCGUCGCCCUGCAUCCUUACCUCCUCCAAAUCAUACCCGCGCGAAGCUGGUCGGUCCUGGACCCCUUCCGCGCCUCGGCGUCCAUCAGCCCUUCGCAAGCGACCGUCAACCUCGCCGUGGCGCUGUCGAUUCUCGCGCUCAUCGGUCUGUGGGCCUGGUGCCUCUUCUGCACCGCCCUCUUCUUCCACACGCCCCAGGAAAAGGCCAGUGGCCUCCUCGCAGGCCUCGCUGCCUCACUCCUCAUCCCCAAGGGUGGGUGAUGGAUGAUGUUGUCGUACUUGUUGCAUUGCAGACUUCGUCACACACGGACUAGAAACAGGAAAAUGAAGCAAUAUUACAAUUGAUGCGGA
Molecule: messenger RNA, 1465 nt
Organism: Acaromyces ingoldii
Lineage: Eukaryota; Fungi; Basidiomycota; Exobasidiomycetes; Exobasidiales; Cryptobasidiaceae
Exons: 3
Coding region: 218-1375 (385 amino acids)
Biological process (GO): phospholipid biosynthetic process; lipid droplet organization; lipid storage
Cellular component (GO): endoplasmic reticulum membrane
Source: RefSeq, a predicted model, not a curated record